Messenger RNA from Mesocestoides corti, 14421 nucleotides. The record is from the annotation of a GenBank genome assembly. Lineage: Eukaryota; Metazoa; Platyhelminthes; Cestoda; Cyclophyllidea; Mesocestoididae.
AUGGCUGGUGCCUUGGAAAAUUUUGUUUCAGCUCUUGAGAAGGCUGGUGUCCGUGAACUUUGUGAGCACUUAACGUCUAAGCUGAUAGCUCAGUCCAUGCCGAUGUCGGGUAUUCCUAUCAUAUUGAUGGCUAUUAGAAAAGUGCAGGAUUCUCCUGCACAUCUGACUUCCCUUCACGUUAACUUGUGCCAAGCUCUUAUGCUGCCCUCUCCGUCUUGUUACCCAAUUAUCUUGGAAGCUGCAAAGAAGUAUAUCAUUGUUUCACUUAUCCAUAAUGGCCAUUUUGCCCUUGACGUUUACAAGAAACUGGCCGAUGCGUUUGCUGAACCAGACCCGACUGUCCUUGCACGGGUAGUCGAAGAAAAUAUGGCGACAUUCGUCCUGGAUAAGAACUACGGUCUUGUGAAGCAGCUCUUCGAUUAUCACAUAAAAAGCAGAAUUCAAAACUUGACAAAGACUUUUAUGUCAUUAUCCCUGAAAGAUUUGGCUGCAAGAGUUCACUUAAGUGGUCCCAAGGAGGCAGAACGUCACCUGCUUGAAAUGAUUGCCUCAAAGUCAAUAUUUGUAAAGAUUGACCAAAGGAAUGGUACCAUUCGUUUUCUCGACAACCCCGAGCAAUAUGACUCCCCCGAAAUGCUCAAGUUACUCUCGGAUAAGAUGAACGCAGCAAUGAACUUGCAAAAGAAUUUGUUGCAGAUAUCUGAUCACUCAGUCGUAGAGGAUGCAACCGAAAUCAAAAAGGAACGGAUUAGAGAAUUAAGAGAGAACCGACGGGCCCAAAUCGAUGAUCGUCAUAUGACCAUUCUGAAUCGGCUUGAGGGGGGGUUUGGCAUCGAUGCACAGACUGCUUCGGAGUGGCUUCUCGAUGCCGGACAAUUAGAGGCCCUGAACGUUUUCUUCGAGGCGAAUGGAGCAAGUGUUCUGAUGAUCACCUAUGCUGAUCAGAACUUUAACGUGCAAAGUACUGCUAAAGAAGCUUUCAGGAUUCAGAAGAAAACUCUUCGCGGAACUAAGCGGUACUUUUUCCACAAUGGCCAACUUCCGCUAAAGGCGGAGACCUAUGUUCUUAUGCGUGUCUUUUUCGAAGGAAAAAUAACCAGUAGUAAUCUCAAUCAAGAAACAUUUUCAUGCAAAUUGGAUCCGGCAGCUGGUUUUGUACAGCCCAUACACGACUACCUCGCGAAGUACGUCUUUCCUGGAGUCAAGGCGCAGAAGGCCAACUUGCGUCAACUCACUGCCCGAGAACACGUGGAGUAUUGUGAUUUCCUGGCCAGUUACCUCAACAGCCUAGAGACUAUUAUAACUUGCUCCCAACAGCACGUAACCCUACCACCUUACCAGCUUCACGAACAAGCCCAUUUUACUGAUAUCGAAGGACUCAUCUCCCUUUCGAGGACGCCAGAAGGACUGAGUCUGCUUGAAGAGAAUGCAAGCGCUUGGAUGAAAAAAAUUGACGCUGUAAGCAUUCUUGACUGGCUAGAGUUGACUCAAGCUCCUAUUCCUUAUAUAAUUAUUCUCGAAGCUAAAUCAGUGGAGCUGAUUCGUGUAGAAAAAGACCAGACAGGCCCCGAUGGAGAAUUCCGAUUUUGGAAAUAUCAGAUGACACGAAUGAACUCCCUAGUGCAAGAAUUGGGAAGGCCCGACAUCAAAAAUGUAAUCGCGGUGCUCACUCAAGCAAAGUCAAAUAUUAUACCGACAUGGCUGGAGCUGGACAAGAAGAUUAAGUAUGCCUAUGCUGAAGCCAGUGGAAAUGUCAAGUACCUUAGCACGAUAGAAAGACUCUGUUCUCCACUGCGUGCUGCGGAUCUCAAAACCAUUAUUUCUCGAAUGCCGAGCCUGAUGAAAGCACUUGGAUUACUCUAUCAGUGUUCAACUUUCUACAAUACUUACUCCAAUAUGACAGUUCUUUUGGUAAAACGUCUUGAUUACCUUACAAGGGUGCUCAAAACUUUGAAGCAAUAUUCGCUAAUCCGUGACUUCGUCCUCGAAGGUAAGGAUCCGCUUAUCAACAGGCUUGAUCGACUCAAUAAUAUGAUCGUUUCCAAACCCUACGACUAUCUUGACCACCGAAACUCAAUGUUCGAAACCGAUUACGAAGAUUUCAAAGAAAAAAUAUCUGAAAUCCAUAGUAUGCUACUGAACACCAUCAAUACCAAUUUUAAUAAGUCAAAUGGUCUGAUGAACGCAGUUACCAUGCAGGAAGGGUUGGAGACUAUUGAAAUUCCAGGCCUGGAGCACGGUGAGCGGUAUCGUCAGCUGUGCUUUAAGUUGUUGCACGAAAUAGGGACCAUCAUGGAACUGUUUCAGUCUAGUUUUGGGUCCCCUCCGAUGGAACGAAACAUGCCACACUUUGCUGGUCGCAUUGCUUGGGCUAGAAAUCUGUACCGACGCCUUGAGGACCCAAUGAAUGUCAUUUGUACGAAAGCAGCAAGAGCCCUUGUUUCUUCCGAGGGUCAAGAGAUUGUCUCCGCUUACAAUGAUGCUGCCUCGAAACUUGUCAGCUAUGAGAUUACCGUCUACCAGACCUGGUCAAAACUCAUUUUCAAAAAGCUGAAUGGUCUCUCAGCUUCACUUAUCGUCUACAACGAACAGCCUCAGCCAUUUGGCCGACUCUUCGUUAACUUGGAUCCUGACAUAAUUGGCCUUCUACGAGAGAUUUUCGUCUUGGACAAACUCCAGUGUCCCAUUCCUCAAUUUGCUAAAGAAAUUCUUUUUAAAGCUGACUUUAUCAAACACCACUAUGAGCAGCUCAAAUACCUGUGUGACAGAUACGUCCAGAUUACCAGCACAAUACCUAAGGAAUACCAUGUAAUGGCUAUACCCACUAUGAUGAGAAUCAAUCGAGCUCUUGAACCCGGGAUGUAUCUGCACAACUGGCACAGCACCAAGAUCAUGAGCUAUAUCAAUAAUGUCUUGAGUGUUUUGAAUGACUUUGAACGGCUGCUCAAGCAACUUGCUGACAUUCGCACCAACAGGAUCGACCAUGUGCUGUCUGAGCUCAGCCAUACGAAAAUGCUCGUUUUGCCGGGACCGGAAGAGCCGACACCGGAGAUUUUCGAACUCGUUCACAUGGCCAAGAGUCAGAUCACCACAGCCGCAGAACGUAUGAACGCUUUGACUACUACCGCACUUAAGGCCACUGUUGAGAUGCUUAAUCUGCUCCUAGAAGACUAUGACAAAUAUGUCGAUCAGAAUAACCUUGCGAAAGCGAUUGCCGAAGAAGUCCAAAUCCGAUAUGCUCAUAUGGAAAGCCAGGACCCAAGUGGAGCACCAAGUCGCCCGAAACCGGUGGCAACGACUAGUAGCCCGGUAGACAAGGACGCAGCGGAUGCAAAUGCAGCAGUGACCUCCGAUGCAGGUGCGAACGAAGAAAUCCCUCCAGAGCUUCAGGCCUCUUUGAAGACAGCUGUACAGAUUGCACUUGCUGCUGAUGAUUUGAUGAUGAGUCUGGGUGCUCGGGCCACUGACUCUGUCUGUCAGGCUGUGAGGUCGGCCCUUGAUUCCAUCUGGAGCCUUCUCGCAGUCAAAGAUGCAGCUGGUGUCCUCAAGGACAUCCCUGUGGGUACCAAGGUUAAAGCAGAAAACGUAAAGCCACGUCCCUUGGUCCGCUGCUAUGUUAGACUUAUAGGGACACAGGUGGAUAUUUGGCCUCGUCCGAUGGAGAUCCAGGCAGCUCUACGCAGCAUCGUGGGCGGAAUCGAGAGUUGCUGCAAAUGUGUCCUGGCUUGGGGUUCUGACGGUCGCAAACGCGAAAUCAAUGAGAAUGCUCUCAAAGCCGGAGCAGAGGGGAACGACUAUCCCCCCGAGGGCGCUUCCCUCACCGCUGGCAGCACCUCGCAUACCUCGAUGGAAAACAAGAAUGUGAGCAUGGUAAUGCCCAAUUCGAACAGUAGCACUCGAACAGAAGUAGGCGAGACUGGAAGUUCUGCUUCGCCAGGUGUGCCAUCGGGUUCAGGGAGUUCCAUGGGUGUUGGGGGAGGGGCCGAGGAGGACGGGGUUGGAAACGCCGAUGGCCAGGCCGCAGGAGCCACAAUUCCCGAUGGAGUUAAAAAGACUCGGACUUCUCGCAACCAAUCUAUUACCAAACAAAUUAGUAGAAUACUGGAAUCUGACAACGCCCUUCGCUUUAAUACGUACAAGGAUGUUCAUGCCGAUCGGGAGGUCUAUCGUCUGCGCAGCUUCAUAUCGACCAGCAUGCAGCAAAUGAAGAUGAUUGUCUUUGAAAUGGAUGGUUCGAUUUACGAGACUGAAUCUCUCACAUCCUAUUUGGAUCGGUUCAGCUAUAUCUAUAAAAGUGAUACCACCGCUGAAAUGGAAUCCUUCCUUCAAACGGAACCCACUAUGUACGAUUUCCAAAAGAAGUUUGCGGAACUUGGAAGUUGCGAAGAACAGGUUGAUAAUGAGUGUGAUCACUACGUAGUUGGUCCUCUUUAUAUCAGUUUGGAUGAUUUCAAACGCAAGAUUAAGGCAAUGAUCAUCACUCUAAAGAAGAAUUAUGUUCAAGCCUUCAUUAGUCAAUUUAUCGCACCGCUGGAUGAGAUCCAGAAUCAACUAGAGGAGUGGGAUCGGAACCUCACAAAACAUGUUGUCAACCUCGACGACAUUGCUUUCGUCAUGGAAACUCUAGCUGACAUACGAGAGAAGGAUAUCGAUCUCGACAUGUCACUUAUUCAGUGUGAAGAUGCAUCGAAUCUUGUCUCCAAGUACAAUGUGCCCUUUCCUAAGGAGCUGGCUGAUCGUGUCGAGUCAGUCCGUUACGCCUACCUCAGAAUAAAGGAAAAAGCACUGCAACAGUUGGAUCAUAUUCUAAGCAUCCAAGCUGACUAUAAAGAUGGUCUUCUAGAGAGUAUCACGGCUCUCAGACAGGUGGUUGCAGAAUUUGAGGUUGACUAUGACGAGAAGGGACCAAUGGUCCCAGGGCUGAUGCCACAAGUUGCAUUGGACAGACAAAUCCAAUUCAAGAACCGCCAUGACAACCUAACCCGUAAGGUGGUGACCGCUAACAAGGGCGAGCAACUCUUCGGCCUGCCCAUAUCGGAUUAUUCGCGUAUAGCACAGAUUGGCAAGGAACUGGAAUUGCUGCAGAGGCUUUAUGGGCUUUACAAUGAGGUUAAUAAGACCGUCAGUGGCUACUAUGACAUUAUCUGGCGAGAUGUCAACAUGGAGAAAAUUGCCGCUGAUCUGGAAGACUUUCAGAAAAAGUGCAAACGUUUACCAAAGGCACUUAAAAGUUGGCCAGCCUACACAGAUUUGGAGAAAACUAUUAACGACUUCAACGAGAAGGUUCCUCUUCUCGAGAUGAUGACCAACAAAGCCAUGAAGCCGCGUCACUGGCAACGCCUCGCUGCCCUCACUAACUACAGUUUUGACGUUGAGUCGGAAGGCUUCACUCUAAAAACUAUGCUCGAUGCCCCAUUGCUGGAGUCCAAGGACGACGUCGAAGAUAUUUGCAUCUCCGCUGUUCGUGAGAAGGACAUUGAGGCAAAACUUACUGCCGUUGUUGCUGAUUGGACCAAUCAAGAAUUGAAACUUGCGCCUUUCAAGUCGCGAGGUGAACUCCUCCUGAAGGGUGAUAGAGUGUCUGAAAUAAUGCCAUUGCUGGAAGACUCUCUGAUGAUUCUCGGCUCGCUUAUGAGUAAUAGGUACAAUGUGCCUUUCAAGAAACCCAUCCAAGAGUGGGUUCAGAAGUUAAGCGUCACCAGCGAAGUUCUUGAGAACUGGAUGCGUGUGCAGAAUCUUUGGGUCUACCUGGAAGCGGUGUUUGUCGGUGGCGACAUCGCCAAACAACUUCCACAAGAGGCCAAGCGGUUUCAGACUGUGGAUAAAGCAUGGGUUAAGGUCAUGGAUCGGGCACGCGACAAUCCUGGUGUCAUAGCUUGCUGCGCUGGGGACGGUGCGCUAACGGAGAUUCUGCCACGCCUGCUGAACCAACUUGAGGUGUGUCAGAAGUCCCUGUCGGGCUAUUUGGAGAAGAAGCGUCUCAAGUUUCCAAGAUUCUUUUUCAUCUCUGAUCCAGUCUUGCUGGAGAUUCUGGGUCAGGCAUCUGAUCCCACUGCUAUUCAACCUCACUUACUGGCUAUCUUCGAUAAUACCAAAAGCGUUCUCUUUUCUGACAAGUCCCUCGAUAUCCUUGCAGCCUUCUCUAGUGAAGGCGAACGGCUAGAUAUGUUCAAACCUGUCAAAUGUGAAGGACAGGUAGAGACCUGGUUGACUAUACUACUUCGCACUAGUCGUCUGUCAAUGCACCUUAGUAUCCAGAAGGCUAGUUUCUUAAUAAUGGACCCAGCUUGCGAGCUGAUCGAAUUUUUCACAGCCCAGUUGGCUCAAAUCGGCAUUAUUGGGCUGCAAAUAAUCUGGACAAUGGAUGCCACCGAAGCCCUGAAGGAGGCCAAGGCCGAGCCCAAGGCCAUGGUCAAGACAAACAAGCACUUUUUGGAUGUACUGAACCUCCUCAUUACCGAGACCACAAAGAACCUGAGCUCCCUCCAGCGAACCAAAUUCGAGACCCUUAUCACUAUCAUGGUGCAUCAAAGGGACAUUUUCGAUGACUUGGAGCUGCCAGAAAACUUGAAAAUCAACUUCCGCAGUGUGGCUAUGAUGGUGCCUGAUCGACAGAUCAUCAUCCGCGUAAAGUUGGCUGCCUGCGGCUUCGUGGAAAAUAUUAUUCUUGCUCGAAAGUUCUUCGUGCUUUACAAACUAUGUGAAGAGCAAUUGACUAAGCAAGUUCACUAUGAUUUCGGUCUCAGAAAUAUUCUGUCUGUGCUGCGUACAUUGGGUGCUGCACGUCGAAAAAAUCCUGACGACAGCGAAGAUCGCACGGUAAUGCGUGGUCUUCGAGACAUGAACCUGUCAAAAUUGGUCGAUCAAGACGAGCCGCUCUUUAUGUCACUGAUUGACGACCUCUUCCCUGGCAUCACACUACAAAAGGACAGCUACCCAGAUCUUCAGAGAGCUGUAGAGGGUGUGGCUGACCAAUUCAACCUAGUCAACGAUCCUGCCUGGAAUUUAAAAGUCGUUCAACUCUACGAGACACAAAACGUUCGUCACGGUAUGAUGGCCCUUGGACCCUCUGGCGCCGGUAAAACAGCUUGCAUCAGGACUCUCAUGGCGGCCAUGUCGAUAUUCUGGGAGCCUCACAAGGAGAUGCGGAUGAAUCCGAAGGCCAUUACUGCGCCUGAGAUGUUUGGACGUCUGGACGUCGCGACCAAUGACUGGACGGACGGUAUUUUCUCAACUCUCUGGAGGAGGACACUGAAAAAGAAAGUUACUGAGCACAUAUGGCUCAUUCUUGACGGCCCAGUGGAUGCCAUUUGGAUUGAAAACCUUAAUUCUGUACUCGACGACAACAAGACCCUGACCCUAGCUAACGGCGACCGAAUCCCAAUGGCACCAAACACAAAAAUUCUAUUCGAGGUCCAUAAUAUUGAUAAUGCAUCGCCUGCCACAGUCUCUCGAAAUGGCAUGGUAUUCAUGUCCAGUUCCGUACUUGACUGGUCUCCAAUAUCUACGGCUCGGCUGAAUCACAGACCAGAAAAUGAAAAGAGCAAGUUCCACGAACUCUUUGAGAGUUCAUUCCCUCAAAGCUAUCGAUUCAUCUCUCAGAACCUUACAGUAAAAAUGCCCUAUUUGGAGGCCUUUUUUGUCCAUCAACUCUGUACAUUGCUUGACGGGUUAUUGACGCUUGAAAAUCAGCAAGCUGGUACGGACGUGUUUCUGGAACGAAUAUACAUUUUUGCGUUGAUGUGGUCUUUGGGAGCAUUGCUGGAGUUAGAUGACAGAUCUCGUUUAGAGAAGUUCUGGCGAACCGAACUCGACGUAAGACUGGAUCUUCCAUCUGUUAAUGACGCCAACUCUGAAACUGUCUUUGAGUACUUUGUCGAUAACACGGGGAAGUGGGCUCACUGGUCGACCCGCAUUGACCCCUAUAUUUACCCGAUCGAUAGUGAUCCAGAGUUUUCAAGUAUUUUGGUACCGAACGUUGACAACAUCCGGACUGACUACCUAAUCAGACUCGUUGCAAAGCAAGAGAAGGCCGUCCUUCUAACUGGAGAACAAGGUACCGCAAAAACGGUCAUGUUAACAAAAUACAUGACUAGUUUCCCUAAGGAGACUCACACCUUCAAAUCCUUUAACUUUUCCUCCGCCACUACCCCAGGCCUCUUUCAGAGAACCAUUGAGAGCUUCGUUGAAAAGCGUGUGGGUACAACAUUCGGCCCACCAGCUGGCAAAAAGAUGAUUGUAUUUGUGGACGAUAUCAGCAUGCCAACAAUCAAUGACUGGGGUGACCAAGUAGCAAAUGAAAUUGUCCGUCAAACAAUGGAAAUGAAAGGCUUCUAUAGUCUAGACAAACCUGGAGAAUUUACCAGCAUUGUUGAUGUUCAAUUUUUGGCUGCCAUGAUUCAUCCUGGAGGUGGUCGCAACGACAUUCCAGAGCGGUUAAAGCGUCAGUUCACCUGCUUCAACUGCACCUUGCCAAGUAACACCUCGAUAGACAAGAUCUUUAGCACGAUCGGUUUGGGUCACUACUGUGUUGAACGCGGUUUCUCCGAAGAGGUGGUAAACACUGUUAGGGAUAUGGUCCCGGUUGUGCGAAAGAUUUGGCAGCAGACUAAGGUCAAGAUGCUCCCUACGCCAGCCAAAUUCCACUACAUUUUUAAUUUGCGUGAUCUCAGUCGUAUUUGGCAAGGCGUUAUCUAUGGAACUAGUGAGGUCUUCACUAGACCCGAUCUCAUCAUCAAGCUAUGCAAGCAUGAAAUGACUCGAGUCAUUGCAGACCGUUUCAUCGACUCAGUAGACUUCGAGUGGUUUGAUAAGAAUUUUAAUCGGACGUUGGAUGACAUGAUGGGCGAAGAAAUGGCCGCACAUGCUCAAGAAGAAGUCCUUUUUGCCGAUUUUAUGAGGCAAUUUACAUUUUGUACGUGGUUUGACCAUCUUGUACGUGAAAUGUUUAGAGAUGCACCGGAAGUGACGGGCGAGGAACCCGAGGACUUUGACUUCUCCGCUCCAAAGGUCUAUGAGCCCGUUGAAAACGAUGUUCUUGUGAACCGUCUAAACAAUUUUCUCACAGAGCGGAACGAAAACAUUCGGGCAGCGCCAUUGGACAUUGUUUUCUUCAAGGAUGCAGUGGUUCACUUGAUUAAAGUUUCAAGGAUUAUUAGGACGCCUCGUGGAAAUUGUCUCCUGGUAGGUGUUGGUGGUUCUGGCAAGCGAUCGGUCACCAGACUCGCCACCUACAUUGCCGGUUACGUGGACUUUAACAUAGUUCUGACAAGAACCUACAAUGUGAACGAUUUCUUAGAAGACCUGCGAGUUCUUUAUCGCAAGGCAGGUCAGGAAGGCAAAGGAGUUACAUUCAUUUUCACGGACUCCGAUGUAAAGGAUGAGGCUUUCCUAGAGUACAUAAAUAAUAUGCUUGCUUCUGGUAUGGUCUCGGGUUUGUUUAGUCGCGACGAUAUCGACGAUAUUCUUGGUUCCCUCAUCCCCAUAAUGAAAAGGGAAUUUCCACGCCGACCCCCAGACAAUGAAGUUCUUUAUGAGUACUUCCUCCAGCGCAUCCGCAAAAAUCUUCACAUAUGUCUGUGCUUUUCUCCUAUUGGUGAAAGAUUUCGUACUUGGGCACUCUACUUUCCCGGUUUGAUAUCUGGUUGCACCAUUGACUGGUUCCACAAAUGGCCCACGGAUGCUCUUCUGGCUGUAGCCGAACAGUACCUCGGUAGUUUUAAUAUUGAGAGUACUCCGGCCGUGAAGGCUGGUGUCAUCAACCUUGUCGCCACAGUUCACGACGACGUUGCUAUCCGAUGUGAGCAGUACUUUAAACGAUACCGCCGAACAACCCACGUCACACCUAAGUCUUACAUCUCUUUCCUCAGUGGAUAUAGCAAAGUUUAUAGCCAACAAUUUGCCAGUAUACAAGCUCUAAUCAGCCGUUUGUCUUCUGGCCUGCAGAAACUAGAUGAAGCCCAAGAAUCAAUCGCCAAAUUAAGCGUUGAGCUUGUUGAUAAAGAGAGAGAACUUCAAGUUGCCAAUGCUGAAGCCGAGGUCGUGUUAGCCGACGUGAUGCAGCAAACUCAGGCUGCCGAACAGGUGAAAAACAAGGUGCUGGUCGUCAAAGACAAAUGCGAAAAAAUUGUCUCUAGCAUUGCAGCUGAGAAAGCCGUAGCAGAAGAAAAACUUGAAGCUGCCAGACCGGCGUUAGAAGAGGCUGAAGCGGCCUUAAAUACUAUCAAACCUGGCGAUAUCGCCACGGUGCGUAAGUUGGCCAAACCUCCGCACUUGAUUAUGCGAAUUAUGGACUGUGUCUUGCUUCUGUUUCAACGCCCGCUCCUCCCCUUCCAAGAGGACCCCGACCGACGCGGUUGCAUGAAACCCUCUUGGGCAGAUUCCCUAAAAUUGAUGGCUAACACAAAUUUCCUCCAAAACUUAUUAAAUUUCCCCAGGGAUUAUAUCACAGAAGAGACUGUUGAUUUGAUGGAACCUUACUUCAUGGCUGAGGACUACAAUCUGGAAACAGCAAAAAAAGUAUGUGGUAACGUUGCAGGACUUUGUGCCUGGACGACGGCUAUGGAGAAAUUCUACUGGAUAAAUCGAGAAGUUAUUCCGUUGAAAGACAACCUUGCUAAGCAGGAAAUAAGGCUUAAUGCUGCUAAUCUUGAUCUUUCCAAAGCGGAAGGGCUUCUAGCGGAGAAGGAAGGCCAGCUCGCUGUUGUGCGUGCUCUAUUUGAAAAGGCGAUGGCUAGAAAAAAGGAACUUGCUGAUGAUGCUGAAUCUUGCCGAAGACGUAUGGCGACAGCGACAACCCUUAUUGAUGGAUUGUCGGGCGAAAAAAUUCGCUGGACAGAGGAGACUCGGACUCUUGGUGGGCAAGUCACACGUCUUGUAGGAGACGCUCUAAUGGCUACAGCCUUCCUCUCGUAUUGCGGAUGUUUUAAUCAGGACUUCCGAAACCAAACCACCAACUCCUGGGUGAAAAGUCUUAUUAAAAUGAAAAUUCCCCACACUCACAAUCUCGAUCUGAUUAAUAUGCUGACGGAUGGCCCCACGAUUGCUGAAUGGAACCUAGAGGGACUUCCUAGUGAUGACUUGUCCAUUCAGAAUGCGAUCAUUGUGACACAAGCCUCCAGAUAUCCACUUUUAAUUGACCCACAGAAUCAAGGAAAAAGCUGGAUCAUAAGUCAUGAAGCUGCACAUGAUAUGAUGGUAACCACACUGGAACAUAGGUACUUUAGAACACAUUUAGAGGACGCGUUGUCGCAGGGACGGCCACUCCUCAUUGAGGACAUUGGUGAAGAGUUGGAUCCGAUUCUCGACGAAAUUUUGGAUAAAAAUUUCCUCAAAUCUGGUAGUGGUUUUAAGGUCAAAGUUGGAGACAAGGAGGUGGAUAUUGGCAAGGGUUUUACUCUUUAUAUCACAACAAAGCUACCCAAUCCCGUCUACAGUCCUGAAAUUUAUGCCAGGACUUCAGUCAUUGACUUCACUGUCACAAGCAAGGGUUUGGAAGACCAGCUGUUAGCCCGUGUUAUACAGACAGAAAAAGAAGACUUGGAACAAAUGAGGCUAAAAUUGGUUGCGCAGAUGACAGCAAAUAAGAGACGUAUCCUUGAAUUGGAGGAUAGUUUGCUGAAACGUCUUGCCAGCACCCAAGGAUCACUGGUUGACGACCAGGGUCUAGUUGACAUGUUGCAGACAACUAAGACCACAGCAAUUGAAGUGUCUGAGCAGAUCGCUUUGGCACAGGAGACUGAGACUGAAAUAACUGCAGCAAGAGAAGAGUACCGUCCCAUCGCAGCUCGCGGCUCCCUCCUCUAUUUCCUUCUUAGUGAAGUUUCCGCGGUGAAUCCCAUGUACCAGACAGGUCUCGGUCGUUUUCUCAAGCUAUUUGAUGAGUCGAUGGAGCUGUCUGAGAAGACUGCUGUCACGGCUCGUCGAAUCAGCAACAUAAUUGAGUACAUGACCUACAGCAUAUGGGCCUUUGCUGUUCGUGGCAUGUUCAAACUGGAUAAGACAAUGACCACACUUAUGUUAGCUCUUCGCAUUGACCUUCAGAGGAAAGCAGUCCGACAUGAGGAAUUUAUGGUAUUCAUUCAGGGAGGGUCUGCACUGGAUCUGAAAAUGUGUCCUCCGAAACCGGGAAAAUGGAUUUCCGACCUUACAUGGCUCAAUCUGGUCGCCCUUUCCAAGCUCACAGAGUUCACUACCAUUGUUCAACAGGUAACCGGCACAGAGAAACAGUGGCGACAGUGGUUUGACAAGGAAGCCCCUGAGGAGGAGGUGAUUCCGUGCGGUUACGAGCACACCCUUGACGUUUUUCGUCGUCUUCUUCUAGUUCGUUCAUGGUGUCCUGACCGAACUCUUCAACAAGCUAAGAAGUACAUUGUGCACUCCCUCGGUCAACCCUUCAUCGAAGACGUCCCCGUCAAUAUAUUUGAGCUUUUCAAGGAAUCGGAUGCAAAGACACCACUAUGCGGUCUUCUCAGCAUGGGUGCUGAUCCAACUCCCUUCGUUGAACAGACAGCACGUAAAUUGAAGAUUAAUUUAGGUGUAGUUUCAAUGGGUCAAGGUCAGGAGGUUCACGCCCGCCGGUUAAUUAAAGCAGCACUCGUUGAAGGGAAUUGGGUACUUUUGCAAAACUGCCAUCUAUGUAUUGACUACGUGCUUGAGCUCUUUGAGACUCUUGCUAGUAUGGGCGAUAGCGGCCCCAAAGGUGGCCCUAAGGAAGGUUCAGAUGGGGCUGCUGCUGGUGGCGAAACCCAGGAAGAGGGAGGAGGAACAGGUGAGGGAGGUGCCGGAGCCCCUGGAUCCGAUGCCCCGCCCCCUCCACCCCCAAAACCGGCUUACCACGAGCGCUUUCGUCUCUGGGUCACCACAGAAGAACAUAAGAAGUUCCCGAUCAAUUUCCUCCAGAUUGCUAUUAAGUUCACCAAUGAACCACCCGAAGGCAUUAAAGCCAAUCUUACUCGUACGUAUCUUAGCUUCACUCAGGACUUCUUGGAGAUUUGCGUCACAUACCACUGGCGCGUCAUGCUCUAUUCACUGGCUUAUCUCCAUUGUACGGUUCAAGAGAGACGAAAGUACGGACCUCUAGGCUGGUGUAUUCCCUAUGAAUUUAAUCAGUCUGACUUCAAUGCCAGUGUGCAGUUUGUGCAGAAUCAUCUCGAUAGCUUGCAAUUCAAGAAAGGCCAAAAAAUAAGCGGCAUUGACUGGAAAUGUGUUUGCUACAUGAUUUCUGAAAUACAAUACGGUGGAAGGGUCACUGAUGACUACGACCUUCGUUUGCUCAAGUGCCUCACUCGCAACAACUUUCAGGAAGCCAUGUUUUCACCGGAAUACUUAAUAGUUCCACGCUAUCCCAUCCCACUUUUCAACUCUGUUACCGAGUACCUGCAAUUUAUAAAGAAUAGCUUGCCGCCGUACGACAGUCCCGAGGCAUUCGGUCUCCAUGUUAACGCCGAACUUAAUUAUUCAACGCAGACUACACGCCAAAUUCUUACAACGAUAGUUUCUAUCCAACCGAAGGACUCUGGAGUGGAUUCGGGUGGCGGAGAAGGCAAGGACGACAACGAGGAUGGAGGGGCCAAAGAAAAAGUUGAAACACGUGAAUCAGUUGUCCACCGAAUCUGCACGGAAAUGCUCAAAAAGCUCCCACCAACCUACGUGGGCUUUCAAGUGGCAGAUCAGCUAAAGGCUCUUGGAGCCCUGAAACCCAUGACCAUUUUUCUUCGACAGGAGGUUCAGAGGAUGGACAAGGCUAUCAAACUGGUUCUUGCAACACUAACUGAUCUCCGCCUUGCCAUUGAUGGAACGAUUAUUAUGAACGAAGAUCUUCGUGAUGCGCUAGACUGCAUCUAUGAUGCUAAAGUUCCCGCCUUUUGGGUUAGGUCUUCUUGGGAUUCCACAACACUCGGUUUCUGGUUUACGGAGUUGCUUGAGAGGAAUACGCAGUUCUCGACGUGGCUUGAAAAGGGUCGUCCACUGGCAUUCUGGAUGACUGGAUUUUUUAAUCCUCAGGGCUUUCUCACUGCAAUGCGUCAGGAAGUGAGUCGCUUUCAUGAUGGUUGGUCUCUGGACACGGUCAUACUGGCAAGUCACGUGACCAAGAAUAACGUAGACGAAUUGAAGGAUCCUCCACCUGAGGGUGUCUACGUUUAUGGUCUCUACAUUGAAGGAGCUGCUUGGGAGCGCAGAUCGAGCCGAUUGAUCGAGGCUAGACCCAAGAUUCUUUACGAAUCAAUGCCAGUCAUCCACUUGUUUGCUGUACAGGAGGGAAGGAGAGCAAUGGGCGGGCGCUUACCAUAUACGUGUCCCGUUUACAGGAAACCAAGGCGAACGGACCUCACCUAUGUCACUUCAUUGGAAUUGAAUUGUACAAAGAAUCCAGACCACUGGAUCAAACGAUCUGUUGCGCUGCUGUGUGACAUCAAAUAG